This is a messenger RNA of Macrosteles quadrilineatus (aster leafhopper), 417 nucleotides long. RefSeq lists its product as uncharacterized. The transcript has 3 exons. Bases 15 to 329 code for a protein of 104 amino acids. The record is from RefSeq and is a predicted model, not a curated record. Lineage: Eukaryota; Metazoa; Arthropoda; Insecta; Hemiptera; Cicadellidae.
UGGUGACGUCCACGAUGUAUAAAAGUACCGUCCACGGCCCGGGGCGGUCAGUCAACUGUCAUCUUCCAGACAUGCAGUCGUGGAUAAUACUCAGCCUAAUCGUGGCGUCUGCGUCGGCCUCAGUGGUACCUUGGACGGGCUGGGAAGACUACGGGCACCAUCACCACCACCACCACCCUGUAGCCACGUCGUACGCCAGUGUGUGGAAGGUGGACCACAGUGUGCCUGUGUGGGUGAAACCUGCGUGGCCUGCGUGGAACCCUUGGUGGGACCCUCACCACGACCACCACCACCACGAUCACCACGACCAUCACCACGGUUGGCACUGACCUACCACGACCACCAGCCAUCCGACCAAAGACAUCCGCCACUCUGCCCACUCAACUUGCUUAUUUAUUAUAUAUUAUUCGUUCUUAA